Molecule: messenger RNA, 1988 nt
Organism: Misgurnus anguillicaudatus (oriental weatherfish)
Lineage: Eukaryota; Metazoa; Chordata; Actinopteri; Cypriniformes; Cobitidae
Gene: stx7l
Product: syntaxin 7-like
Biological process (GO): vesicle fusion; intracellular protein transport; vesicle-mediated transport
Cellular component (GO): endomembrane system; membrane; SNARE complex
Molecular function (GO): SNARE binding; SNAP receptor activity
Source: RefSeq, a predicted model, not a curated record
UUUGAUGUCAUAGGCGGAUCCGUCUGCGCAGCUACGUCUGAAGUCGAACACAGCACGUGACACGUGCGUGAACAGAUCAGCUGAGAGCUCGCAGCCUCGGACUUUCACUCAGGAAAUCCAGGUUUGGUGUACUCGCUUGUAAAGAUUUUCAUCAUGUUUGAGCCAAGUAAAGUUGAUGCAAAUGAGCUGGCACAGAAUAUAGGCUCAAACAUCCAGAGAAUAACAAGGCUUACCAAUGAAAUCCAGCAAAUGAUAAAUCAACUUGGAACGGCACAAGAUACAACAGACCUGCGACAAAGUUUACAGCAGAAACAGCAAAAUGUCAAUCAUCUUGCUAAAGCAACAGAUAAAUGGGUGAAGGAGUUUAGCUCCUUACCUGUGACCACAGAACAGCGGCAGAGGAAAAUCCAACGAGAACGUCUCAUCAAUGAGUUCUCCAAUGCCCUGGGUGUCUUUCAAAGGACUCAGCGAGAAGCAGCGAGAAAAGAGAAAGAGUUUGUGGCGCGUGUCCGUGCGAGCUCAAGAGUUUCAAGUGGUGGUACAGAUGAUGUGAAUAUAGGAUUCGCUGCCCCCUUUGGAAGCGAAAUUCAAACUCAGACUCAAAGCUUUGAGGAGAUCACAGAAGAAGACCUGCAGCUCAUUCAGGAAAGAGAAACAGCCAUUAGACAGCUGGAGUCGGACAUCACAGACAUUAAUACAAUCUUCAAAGACUUGGCUGUGCUGGUGCAUGAACAGGGAGACAUGAUUGACAGUAUAGAGGCCCACGUAGAAACCGCAGAUCAGAGCGUGCAGUCGGCCACACAGCAGCUGUCCAGAGCUGCAAACUACCAGAAGUCAUCCCGCAAGAAGAUUUGCAUCUUGAUCGCUAUCUUGGUCGUGGUUGGCGUUGUUGGUGGUUUGAUAAUCUGGGGUAUUGUCAAAAAUUGAGGCUUUCAUCUCCAUCGAACACUUCACAAAAUCUGCACUAAAAUGAAUUUUGGAGGUUUUGUAUUAAAAGUUGUUUUGUAACAUUAAAGGAAUGUUCUGGGUUCAAUGCAUCGACAACAUCUGUGGCAUGUCAUCCAUUAUCACUGAAGGAAAAACUUUUAUUACACGGCACACGGAUAAAAUGCUUAAUUCUGAUUGGCCAGUUGCGACAUUCCAAGCCUGAAAUCAGGCAUAAACACACAUAACACAACACACAAAAUGUCUUUUAAUAACAUAUGUUACAUUAUAUUUACAAAUGAUUAAACCUAAUAGUAUGUUUGUGUCAUUUGAACGUCUUUUCUUAUCUUAAAAUCAUUUUCUCUGCUUCGUGUUGGUUCCUGAUCACACUGUCGGGGUUUAUUUUUGCUAUAACAACCUGCUGCCUAUACAUUAUCCCUUAGUUGGUUGAAACAAGGAAUAGAAAUUUGUAUUUAUGCUUUUAUGAGCCCAUCAAACAAAUCAGCCACUAACUUUUGCUAUACCAUAAUGAAAUACUAACAAUAUGAAUUUAUUAAAAAGUUAUUUUGUCAUAUAGAAAGAUGCUCAUUUAUGCAUUUGGUUUUUACCACCAAAUAAACUUGCAGUGCAUUACAAGGUAUACAUUUUAAUCAGUAUGUGUGUUCAAACCCAUGACCUUGCAUUGCGCUGCUAAUGCAAUGCUCUACCACUGAGUUAUACAGGAGCACAAAUAGAUGAAGUAGUUAUGGCAUUUAUAAGACCAACCCUGACCCCGACAUGCCACAGAUGCUAUUGAGAUUGAAUUUUUAAUUGUAUUUGACUUGAAACAUUCAUUAGAAUUUGUAGAUUUUUUUCCACUGUAAUCAUAGCAUAUAAUAACAGGACAGUUCAUUUGUCACCCAUCUCAAUUAGUGUAAAAUAUUGUGAGCUUGUUAUAUUUCUGAUAGUAAAAUGACAGUAUGAACUUGCUGCUAGAAAUGUAAGAGCAUCUGGUUUUUAAACUAGACUCAGACACGGAAGAUACACUGCUAGUCAAACGUUUGAUUAAAUAACUCCCAUAUUAA